AUGCUCAACCACAGUCGGUCCAACAAUGCUGAAUUCGAAUUCGAUCACAAUACAGGACGACUUUUAGUCACGUGCAUCAGUCCGAUCAAAGCUGGGGAGCAACUGUUCAUUUCCUAUGGCUCGCGCCCUGAUGAUGACCUGCUGCUCGAAUAUGGCUUCUGUCUUGGAAGUGAUGGUGAUUUGCAACCAAAUCGCGUUGUCUUCAGCCAGCGCCAGGUCGCAGACGCUUGUUUUACCAUCGCUGGUGUUACUAAGAGUACCUUUGAUGAGAAAAUAGAGCUUUCCAGAAGCAUCUACGCCUCGAACAUCGAAAACUUCUUCGACUUUGAAGCCACUGACAAUCUUCUUUGUGCCACGAAGGAGCUCAUUCAUCCGAAAUUGAUCACGUUUGUUGUCUGGUUGAAUAUUUCGACGAUUCAGGACAUGGAAGCUCGAGAUGGCCUCGGUGGAAGUGCGUGUCGACUGGGUGAAAUGAUUCAAGGCAGUUGCAAAAUCCUGAGGGAGGAAGGAAAGGACAUCUGCAGGCACUGGUUAGAAAAGCUACAGUAA
Molecule: messenger RNA, 549 nt
Organism: Oikopleura dioica
Lineage: Eukaryota; Metazoa; Chordata; Appendicularia; Copelata; Oikopleuridae
Source: the annotation of a GenBank genome assembly